UGCUAACGGUGAACUUCUUUCAAACGGAGCAAGCAAGGGAGCCGAAGAAAUUAACCCCUCGCAAAAGCGAAGAAGCAACAAAAUGGAGUUUGCGAACAAAGCGGUGAACGCGGCAGUGAAAGCGGCGAACAACAACACGGUGAUAAACGUAUGUUUGGUGGGGUUUUUCGCAGCGUUGAGCGUGAGAUCGGUGAGCCAGCAGAGGGACAUCGAAGCCCUGGAGGCCCACAAGGACUCGCUUGCUCAGUCCAACAAGGCAAUGAAGAGGACCAUGUGGGAGUGGAAGCAACAGCUUUUCGCUGAAGCAUCCUCCAAUGACUCUCCCCUGGUUCCACUCUCCAGGCUCAAAGCCAUCUACGGCGAAGCCCCUGUUUCUCCCCAAAUUGGGGAUGCACUUAAGGAAGAUGCAAGCUCAUCUGCCUCUAAAUUUGUAGUCUGAAGUCAUAUUUGCCAAUUUUUGGAGAUGCAAGGAAUUCAGGCACAUUGGAUCGUUGACAGGCACCCGGAACUUGGAAGAUGAAAGGUCAAUUGGAUUUGUAUUAUUACACUUUUGUAUUAUUCCUAGUUAAAAAAUUACUCCAAAAAAUCUUGGAUUAGUUCUAUAAAGUCGCUGGGUUUUGUUCUUUUUGUAAACCUCAUUUUGUUAUAAGAGUUGAUGUGAGAAGUCAUGUUUAUUGUUGUUA
This is a messenger RNA of Juglans regia (Persian walnut), 683 nucleotides long. RefSeq lists its product as uncharacterized. NCBI's taxonomy places the organism in Eukaryota, Viridiplantae, Streptophyta, Magnoliopsida, Fagales, Juglandaceae. Gene Ontology annotation, cellular component: mitochondrion. The record is from RefSeq and is a predicted model, not a curated record. The coding region runs from base 83 to 439 and encodes 118 amino acids. The transcript has 2 exons.